Doryrhamphus excisus (bluestripe pipefish) is the source of this 3351-nucleotide messenger RNA. RefSeq names its product tubulin beta chain-like. Gene Ontology annotation, biological process: microtubule-based process. Gene Ontology annotation, molecular function: GTP binding; GTPase activity; structural constituent of cytoskeleton. Gene Ontology annotation, cellular component: microtubule. The record is from RefSeq and is a predicted model, not a curated record. NCBI's taxonomy places the organism in Eukaryota, Metazoa, Chordata, Actinopteri, Syngnathiformes, Syngnathidae.
CUGGCAACCAUCAGUCAGCAAUGGCCGCACUUGGUUCUUGUCGUUAGUGGGUGAGGUCGUGUUCAUUUUGACCGUGUUAGGUAGAUAGAAAUUGUUGAAUUGAACCCAAAAGCCACCGCCAGUCGGCUUGUGGGGAUAACUGCGAGAAGCAAUUUGCUGGAAAUACACCCAAGACUCAACUUUUUCGUCCACAAUGAGGGAAAUUGUGCACAUCCAAGUCGGCCAGUGUGGUAACCAAAUGGGUUGCAAGUUCUGGGAAGUGAUCAGCAACGAACACGGCAUUGAUUCGAACGGGAAUUACCACGGCGAUAGCGAGCUCCAGCUGCACAGGGUCAACGUCUACUUCAACGAGGCCGCAGGGGGCAAGUAUGUGCCCCGUGCCAUUCUCGUGGACUUGGAACCAAGUACCAUGGACUGCGCAAGGUCUGGACCCUUUGGUCAAAUUUUCCGACCUGACAAUUUUGUGUUUGGUAAGAGUGGUGCUGCUAACAACUGGGCCAAGGGUCACUACACUGAUGGUGCUGACAUGGUUGACUCGGUAGUGGAUGUGGUGCGUAAAGAGUCAGAAAGCUGUGACUGUCUGCAGGGCUUCCAGCUCACACACUCUCUUGGGGGUGGAACCGGUUCUGGGAUGGGAACCCUACUGAUCAACAAGAUCCGUGAGGAAUACCCCGACCGUAUCAUAAACACUUUCAGCGUGGUGCCUUCCCCCAAGGUGUCCGAUACGGUUGUAGAACCUUACAACUCCACUCUCUCCAUCCAUCAGCUUGUUGAGAACACAGAUCAAACUUACUGCAUUGACAACGAGGCCCUGUACCACAUCUGCUUCCGCACCCUCAAGCUGAGGACACCCACCUACGGAGACCUGAACCACCUGGUGUCCUUCACCAUGAGCGGGGUCACCACCUGCCUGCGCUUCCCCGGUCAGCUCAACGCCGACCUCCGCAAGCUGGCGGUCAACAUGGUGCCUUUCCCCCGCUUGCACUUCUUCAUGCCCGGCUUUGCCCCUCUGACCAGCCGGGGCUGCCAGCCGUACCGAGCCCUCACGGUCCGUGAUCUCACCCAGCAAGUGUUUGACUCCAAAAAUAUGAUGGCCGCAUGCGACCCGAGCCGCGGACGCUAUCUCACCGUCGCCACGGUGUUCCGUGGCCGUGUAUCCAUGAAGGAGGUUGAUGAGGAAAUGUUCAAAAUCCAGAACAAGAACAGCAGGUACUUUGUGGAGUGGAUCCCCAACAACAUCAAGACCGCCGUCUGUGACAUCCCGCCCCGCGGACUCAAGGUGGCUGUCACUUUUAUCGGCAACAGCACGGCCAUCCAGGAGCUGUUCAAGCGCAUCUCGGACCAGUUCACAGCCAUGUUCCGCCGUAAGGCCUUCUUGCACUGGUACACGGCUCAAGGCAUGGACGAGAUGGAGUUCACUGAAGCGGAAAACAACAUGAACGAUCUGGUAUCCGAGUACCAACAGUACCAGGAUGCCACUGUGGACAACGAAGGGGAAUUUGGGGAAGAGACUGAAGUGGCUGCUUGAAAACAACAAGAUCUCCCUGCUCUCUUAUUUCAUACUGUACUCUUUUAACACAGUAGACUACUAAUGUUGAACAAAAGAGAAGGAAAACACUAAAGAAGGCCGAACCAUUUGUAAAUCUCUACUCCUUUGAAUAAAAUCCUUUGAAAGGCAGAGCCUCUACAUUGUUUUUCUUCAGUCUUCUCUCUACAAUCCAUAGACCUCAGUCAGCGUCCGCCCUGGUUAGCAUGUUUCGGCUAAAUUUUGCCUCAGUUAGCGUACAAUAUGGCACACAUCUUGUCGUGUUGUUAAUACACCGUGUGAGUCCCGGUGUGUUUGUGUAUUUUUAUCACUAAAUGUCCUUAGUUUCUAAGAAAUACACUUAGCAUGCUCACAAAAUGAUAGCCGUAACCGUAAGUUAGCCCGGCUAAAAUACACAAGCAAAACACAUUUUUAGAGUUUUACAUGCAUAAAACAAUUCUAAAUGCAUAUAAAUGAUGAACUAUAAGCGAACUUGUCACUAGUUGGCACUAUUGACACAAAACAUUGACAAGACAUUACCUGCAUUGGGUGAAAAAAGGGUCUCCCAUUCUGUGUGGAAGUGGUAAGUUUCUGGCUUAAGUUUAGAAGAAAAAAAAUCCAGGCUAGUGUGCUAGGUAGUGGCCGUCUCGAUUCCCUGCAGCAUAAGAGUUGUACAAUGUGGUGUGAACAAUGAAUAAUAGGAGUGUAAAAGAUGCUUCAUGUCUACAGGACUCUAAUGUUAAACACCACAUAUACAAAGUCAUAACAGCGCCAGACAUCCAUACAUUUUCUAUGCCGCUUAUCCUCAUUUUCCGUGCUCGGCAUGUGUGAUCCGAGAUGCCGGAAUAAACAAGCAUCUUCAUUGAAACCUCACGAUUGAAAACAACACUUUGUUCUGCAUUACAUCAUUAAAGCAGACCAAAACUGGGAUGUUCAAAAACCGAUGUUCUGCUGUGCUUAUGAAUCCUUCUGAAAGUGGGAGUCCAUAAAGGUUUGCCGAUAGUGCUAGUAGUGACCUUUUCCAGCCAUAAUAGACAUUUUUACUAGUACCCCUCUCACCCUUACACACUUGGACUUGUCUGCCCUUGUGUGCUUGUGUGUGGUUCUGGCAGACGUUAGCCGUGACGGAUAUUGAUCCCUGCAGACGUGUGGCUGUCUGUUCACCCUUUUUAUUACUUGUGUCCUCUAAAGGAGAUCUUAUUAGCUCUCUAUAUCGGCUAACUCUCCAGUAUUCCCUGGACAUGAAAGCAAUAUUAUGGGAUUAGGGAACUGUAUAUAUUGGUUGAAACCAAACCAAAUCUGCCUUGACAGAUGCUGCCUGUUCUUUGUUGACGGUGGGCAAGUCUCUCCAUGAGGUCCCACAGCAGGUCUGCUUUUCUUUAAGGUGGCUGAUAUGCCACGUUGCUUCCAGUUGAUAGGAUCUUUUUCUGAGGAUGUUAGACAACAGAUCGUUGCGUGUUGGGACAGAUCCAUGACGUCAUGUACGUAAAUUCAUCCUGCCUUCGGAGGAAGUACAGCGUGUGAAAGUGGCCAACGCGCCAGAGGCAAGCACGGCGGCGCGUCAACAAUGAGCGUGCUUGUCCUUGUGAGAGGACGUUAGGCAGCGCCUGACUAUUCCACGUUGCUUUGACAUCAUAGAGCUGAAUUAUCUCUCCACCAACCAGUAUCUGUAUUUUUGAGUAUGUGUGUGACGACACACAAUGACAGGAGUGGAAAACCAGGCUUAGAUAAUAGUUGAGCGAGAGCACAGAGUUCAGGCUUAGUUGUUGAAAGCAAAGAAUGAAUGAUUCCAGUCAUUAUCCCACUGCUUGUGUAAGAUCUUUUUU